Owenia fusiformis is the source of this 649-nucleotide messenger RNA. The record is from the annotation of a GenBank genome assembly. NCBI's taxonomy places the organism in Eukaryota, Metazoa, Annelida, Polychaeta, Sabellida, Oweniidae.
GCGGAAGUGGCGAAUCGGUUGCUACUAUGGGAUCUCUGAAAAAAGCUAAAGAAAAUCACUCGUUUCCAAGUGGGAUGAAUUCAGUUCAAGCAAGCGUACAAAAAGGUCCAUCUCAGCUCAAGACAUAACUCAACAUCUAAGUGUAAGAAGAAAACGGAAAAACCCUGAUCAGAGUCUAGGUGAAGAAUGGAUGACUGAACACACAUCUGACAUUGAACCCAUGGCUGACAAAGUCAUCUCUGCUCUUAGGAAUGAUGUGAACAGUAAUGUUUUGUUUCUUGGAAAGCACAUUUCUCACACUUGGACUGAAAGUAAUGGUACUGACACAGUUUACAGUGGCAAAGUAACCAGGCUUCUUUCUGGAACUGAUGGAACAGAGACCGCUUCUUAUGCAUUGAUAUAUGAUAACCAGGAUGAUAUAUCUGAUUCUGACUCAGAAGAAGUUAUCUUAUCUUACUCAGAACUGAUGGAAGACUUCAAAUCAAAUACUUUGACAAUAUUAUAAAUGUCACCCUAAACAGGAAUAUAAAAGGAAAUUCAUUGUAUAUGACAAAUAACAUUAAACAUUGGAUUGGCAUGUACAGUAUCUGGAAAUAUUAGCAGACUUUUAACUCUACAGGAGAUAAGGAUACCAAAGUGCUUCUAAAAA